AUGAAAAGAGCCCUGAUGGUCAUCCAGUUUGGUUUUGUAACAUUGUUUGUGGCGUCGUUCCCACUGGCUCCCCUUUUCGCUCUGCUCAACAACAUUAUUGAAAUACGACUCGAUGCAAAGAAGUUUGUGACGGAGCUGCGAAGACCAGUGGCAGCUAGAGCCAAAGACAUUGGAAUAUGGUACGACAUACUUAGAGCUGUGGCGAAAGUGGCUAUCAUCAUCAAUGCGUUCGUAAUCUCCUUCACUUCAGACUUCAUCCCACGAAUGGUCUACCAGUACAUGUACAGUCCUGAUGGCUCCUUGCAUGGGUUUGUGAACCAUACCCUGUCCUACUUUAAUGUCAGUCACUUUGAGCAUGGCAAAGAAACCAUGGAUCCAUUGCAUCUUGGCCAUGCUGUUGAAGUUUGCAGGUAUAAGGACUACAGAGAACCUCCAUGGUCUCUCACACCAUAUGAGAUCUCCAAGGAGUUCUGGGCAGUGCUAGCUGUACGGCUGGCUUUUGUUAUCGUUUUCCAGAACAUUGUGAUGCUGAUGAAUGAUAUCAUUGACUGGUUAAUCCCAGACAUCCCCAAGAAUAUCAGCCAACAGAUUCACAACGAAAAGAUUCUGCUGGUUGACCUCUUCAUGAAAGAAGACCAACGAAAAGAGCAACAGAUGAUCAACACACUUGAGACGGGGGGCUCUGCGGGCGUGGAGACGUACAGGAGGAGCAACACCACCAGCAGCACCAAAACACUCUGA
Molecule: messenger RNA, 741 nt
Organism: Nematolebias whitei (Rio pearlfish)
Lineage: Eukaryota; Metazoa; Chordata; Actinopteri; Cyprinodontiformes; Rivulidae
Product: anoctamin-1-like
Exons: 6
Coding region: 1-741 (246 amino acids)
Biological process (GO): chloride transmembrane transport
Cellular component (GO): plasma membrane
Molecular function (GO): chloride channel activity
Source: RefSeq, a predicted model, not a curated record